UCGUGAAGCGCGGUCGGCCGGGCCUGCGCCGGGGAGAGUGACCGGGCCCAGCUUCCCGCAUUUAUAUGCCCCGUCCCCCGGCGGCCGCAUACCCCUUCUGCUCCAUGUGGGGCUCGGGCCGGGCUCUCGGCCUCUCCUCCUCCUCCUCUUCCUCCUCCUCCUUCUUCUACUAUGCCCCGGAAAACAGUUAGCAGGAAGCGGAAGGCGGCGGAUGCCGCCGAGGGGCUCGAAGGGGAGCAGUGUGGGUGGGAGCACCAUGUUCGUAAAAGGAGAAGGCCAACUCCAGUGAAAAGGUCUAUGGUGUACUACCUGAAAGGUAGAGAAAUCAGGAUGCAGAAUGAGUCUAGCUACCGCCGUGUAUUGCAUGGAUAUGCAGCCGAGCAGCUACCCAACCUUCUGAAAGAGAGAGAGUUUCACCUGGGAACCCUUAAUAAAGUGUUUGCCUCCCAGUGGCUGAACCACCGGCAAGUGGUGUGUGGGACAAAAUGCAACACAUUGUUUGUAGUAGAUAUCCAGACUGGUCAAAUCACCAAGAUUCCUAUUCUGAAAGAUCGUGAACCUGGCAUGGUGAGCCAACAGGGAUGUGGUAUUCAUGCCAUUGAGCUCAAUGCCUCAAGGACUCUUCUGGCCACAGGUGGAGACAACCCAAACAGUCUUGCAAUUUAUCGUCUGCCUACACUUGACCCGGUCUGUGUGGGAGAUGAUGGGCAUAAGGACUGGAUAUUUUCAAUUGCAUGGAUCAGUGAUACUAUGGCUGUUUCUGGUUCCCGGGAUGGCUCGAUGGGUCUUUGGGAAAUCACAGAGGAUGUGUUGUCCAAAAGUGAUGCCAGGCAUAAUCUCUCUCAAGUUCCUGUCUAUGCCCACAUAACACACAGGGCUCUGAAGGAUAUUCCCAAGGAGAACACCAAUCCUGACAACUGCAAAGUCCGAGCACUGGCUUUCAACAAUAAGAAUAAGGAGCUGGGAGCUGUGUCCCUAGAUGGAUAUUUUCAUCUCUGGAAAGCGGAGCACACACUAUCGAAGUUACUUUCCACAAAGUUGCCAUACUGCAGGGAGAACGUGUGUUUGGCUUAUGGUCAGGAGUGGUCGGUGUAUGCAGUGGGAUCACAGGCACACGUCUCCUUUCUGGAUCCCAGGCAGCCUUCUCACAGUGUCAAAUCCGUCUGUUCCAAAGAACGAGGCAGUGGUAUUCGAUCAGUGAGCUUCUACGAGCACAUCAUCACAGUGGGAACAGGGCAAGGUUCCUUGUUGUUUUAUGACAUCAGAGCCCAGAGGUUCUUGGAUGAAAAGCCCCCACGUGCCUGCUAUGAACAGGAUGAGGAACUGGGAGGAAGUGAAAUUCUGAAGUUGACUACUGGGAAAGGCUGGCUGAAUCAUGACGAAACCUGGAGGAAUUAUUUUUCUGACAUAAAUUUCUUCCCAAAUGCUGUUUACACCCACUGCUACGACUCAUCUGGAACGAAACUCUUUGUGGCAGGAGGCCCUCUUCCAUCAGGACUUCAUGGGAAUUACGCUGGUCUCUGGAGCUAAUAACUCUUUAUAAAUGCUGAUCUUUACACAGAUUUCCACUUUCCUUUUCCUUUUGUAACAACAAAAUUGUGUGAUGUUAUUGAUUUCUGAUUUAAAUGCAAGUUAUUUUUUGGCAGAGUUCUCUGUUGGUCUCCAACAGUUUUGUACAUCUUUUUGAACCAGUUUUUUGCUUUAGUCUUGUUGAUCCUUUAUAUGAAGGGUUUUUGAAAUCCCUUUUUACUGUAUUUACUCCAAGUGACUCUUCCCUCAUAUUUAGGCUAUCAUGGCCACGUGUCCCCUCCCCUACUUUGCUGUGAGGUAGGAUUCCUUUCUUACAGAGUGGUUGCUUCUGGGCUUUCUGUGAAAGUCUAGGAGCUGCGUGUGUGCAGGUACUUUGUGUCAGUUACACUACCUGGAGUUAGAACUACUUGUAAGUUAAAAAUGCUAAAAAUAUUUAUAAGAGAUAAGCUACUACUUUAUCUGCAGAGCCUGACCCUGGCCUGGGUUGAUCUUAUUUUUUAAAAGUGCAAGUCUAUUGACACUGUUUAUACAUAGAAGAUUAUGAUAACUUUAAGCUGUACUCGUUGGAGCUUAGGGGCGUAUUCCCCGGGGAUAUUGUCCAUCAAGCCAAACUGCAGAAGUUCUCAAAAGUGCAUUUGCAUUUGAAUUGUAGUUUGCAGCAGUGCCAGAAGCAAAAUGCUGUUCCAUCUCUGCCUCUUCCAGGUAUCAUCUUCCAAGUAUCAACUGGAGUUUGCACAGACUGUUUGGCAGUGUGGAUAUUGCAGGGUGAAAUUACACUGAGGGCCUGCAUAAGUUCUGGGAGGAAAGGGGGGAAGGGACACGAGUGUUCAUUGUUAUUUGAAAUGAGUUACAUCUAACCAUUUUCCAGAUGAGCCAAGGUUCCUGAGUAUGCUCAAGGGUUCUUCAUAAACUGCCUAAAACUCAGCACCCUUUUUGUCUCAGACUGUUGGUGAUCUCCUCUAAUAAACCAAUGGAAAAAUUAGAAAUUUA
This is a messenger RNA of Pogoniulus pusillus (Red-fronted tinkerbird), 2520 nucleotides long. RefSeq names its product DDB1 and CUL4 associated factor 12 (gene DCAF12). The record is from RefSeq and is a predicted model, not a curated record. Gene Ontology annotation, molecular function: protein binding. The transcript has 9 exons. Lineage: Eukaryota; Metazoa; Chordata; Aves; Piciformes; Lybiidae. Gene Ontology annotation, cellular component: Cul4-RING E3 ubiquitin ligase complex. The coding region runs from base 172 to 1530 and encodes 452 amino acids.